Messenger RNA from Cloeon dipterum, 4356 nucleotides. RefSeq names its product large proline-rich protein BAG6. The coding region runs from base 363 to 3719 and encodes 1118 amino acids. Lineage: Eukaryota; Metazoa; Arthropoda; Insecta; Ephemeroptera; Baetidae. The record is from RefSeq and is a predicted model, not a curated record. The transcript is spliced from 20 exons. Gene Ontology annotation, cellular component: BAT3 complex. Gene Ontology annotation, molecular function: misfolded protein binding; polyubiquitin modification-dependent protein binding.
CAUUGUAGAGGAAGGAGUACUCUGCACGCCAUCUGUUUUACACUGUCCAAGUUUGAAACUGCAGGGGCCAUGUUGGAUUGGAUUUCAACAUUGUACAUCAGUAGUUGUUCUGUUUUGGUCCGUCUCUGAAGUGGAUUAGAACUCUUCGAACGACAUUAUUGACCACAGGCGCUGAGAAUCAAUCUGAUUUGCAGUCAACCGUAAAGCACGCAAUUUGCGUUGCUCGCCCACAUUUUUCAGUGUUGUCAUUUUCUUCUCGCCCUAAUAGUCCUCACUCAGCGACCAUCGAUGUCUGGAUCAGCUGGUUAUAACCUUUGAACAGCCGAUUUUCUUUCCAGAACAGAGCUAGAAAUUCUCGCAGAAUGGCUUCUCUUGACAUUACGGUGAAGACUUUGGACUCUCAAAAUCACAAGUUCAAUAUUAGUGAGGAUAAAACUGUCAAGGAGUUUAAAGAGGAAAUUGAGAAGGUAAUCAAUAUCCCCGCCAACGUCCAGAGACUCAUUUACUGUGGGAGAGUUCUGGCAGAUGAGAAACCACUUAAAGACUAUGAUCUGGACAAAAAGGCGGUCCACCUGGUUCAGCGAGUACCAUCGUCCCAGAGACCACCCCACCCGUCCGGGGCCAGCUCUUCUGCUAGGUCAUCAGCCACUAACAGCCCUCGCCGCGUUCAUGUCAGCACCGCUAGAGGAUUUGAUACAAAUACACUGGAGAUGAUACACUUAGCCGCUCACAACAGAAUAAAUCUUGUUAAUCACAUGCUCACCUGCGCUGAAAACUGCGUGGCUCGUUUGGAAGAUCCAAACGCAACACCUCCGCCUCCUGCAGAUCACAUAAAUUUCAGUGCACUUGCCCAGGAAGGAGAUUCUCCCUUUUCAGCUCCUGAGGUGGCAGGAACGUUGACAACUUCCAUAUCUAUGGGUGAUCAACUUGAGGGCGCUAACUCGAAUUCGCUUGGAGGAGCUGUGACUGCUGCUGUCGCUGGAGCGCUGUCCGCAAUUGUAACGGCAGUAAACACAUCGAUGGGAGGUAGCAUCACUGUAGGAGCUCCAAACAUCACCGUCACUUCCAUGUCCUCUGACGUGCCGAUGGACUCGCCUCCUCACCCUGGACCGACUCCUCUGGAAGACACAUCAGAACCAGCAGCUGCCUCCGCAACCUCGACUGCAAGUGCUGCAUCAUCUUCAGAAACGCGUUCAAACCCAGAAAGGCCAGCCAGCGCAACUUCCUCUACGCCUAGUGCGGCUCAGCAACGACCAAGGAGAGGAUCUCCAAUUAGCGUGAUGGCUGAUGCCAUUGACCGUAUCAACAGAAUCCAAGACAGACUCCGUCCAUUUUCGGAUCAGCUUACUCGCACCAUGCGUGAUGACCCUGUUUUCGUAGGAGAGAACAACAAUGUGGAGGAGGUGCAGCGGCAGUUCUCGCUGAUGUCGGAGACAAUGCACUUCAUUAGCCACGCGUACCACCACCUCUCAGACCUGAGUCUUGGCUUGGCCAGACCGCCGCCACGCACCCUGGGCGUCCGCUCACUGGUGCUGCAGCCGGCCUUUGUGCAGGGUGUCGGCUUUCCCCUGCAGGCGCAAUUUAAUUAUGUAUCCGGCCGCCUCUCUCCACCUGGCUCGUCCCCCUCGACGGCCGCCAGUCCCACUCCCCCGGCCACCGCCAGCCCCACUCGUCCCGCCAGUGGUAGUCCUGCUCCAGCUUCAACUUCCUCAACACCAGCUCAGGAGUCGAUUGCCCGACAGCUCAUGCCAGAGCUGAUUAUGGGUCCAGCAGCCUUCGAGUCUCGCAGGAGCUCGUUCACGCUGCCGUCAGGAAGCAACGUGGAGGUGGUCAUGGAGAUGAGUCCCGGAAGCCUGGCCUACGUACCCGGCUCCAUGGGUGGAAUGCACGCUCACACUCACCACGUGCAGGAGGCGUCGCCCGACCUGAUGCGAGCCUUCAUCAUGCACGCUGUGAACCAGCAGCUGGGAGGAGCUGUCGCGAACGCACCUGCCAGCACCUCCAACACUCCGACCGCUGGUGUGCCUGCUGGUGCUGCUCCCUCAUCGGGGGGAAACUCUGGCCAGAACAGCCAGGCGAGAGGCACCACCACCACAAACCCCACUACGUCAACGCAGACCAGAUCCACACCCAGACCACAUGUGCAUUUGGCUCCAGUGAACGUUCCUGUGAGCAACAUGUUUGAUCCCUACUUGGUGUGCAGCUCUCAUCACACCCAUAUCAGACGCAGACAAGUAGAACCAACACAAACCACGACUGCAAGUAGCACGGCUACUCAGAGCGGACCUGCGAAUCAGACUAGACAGCCUGCUGCAGCUGCCGUCACCACCGCCGCCGCCGCCGCCACCCUCGCUGCUGCCCCUCAGCAGCCAAGACCUCCAGCUGUCCCAAACAUUUCUGCUGGUCAGGUAGAUGACAUGUUGCGCCGCAGCUUCAUGGAAAUUCUUCCUCCCGAUAGUUUUGCAAACUGGAGAAUGCCAACCAUCAACUGGCCAACAUCUCCAGGACAAGAGGAGUCUGUGUUCUCGGCCAUAAUAAACUCAGUUACCCAAAACCUCACACUGGAAGAUAUCUUGCAGUUGAGCUUGCAACAAGGCACUCCCUUGAGUCGCAUUCGCGCGCCUAUCAGGGAUAUUGUCAAUAGGCAACUCAUGCGAGGCGAAUCUGCCACUCCAGAAAAUCUGAACCGAGCUGUCGAUAGAAUCAUGCACGAGAUACCGGUUGUUAAUAUGCUGCAGGGUUCCAAUCAGCUGCGUCCUGGAAUCAACUUGCAAGAAUCGUUCCGCCGAUUUUACCGUGAUCAGCUCACUGCCUUUCUGGAACUCAUCAAUAGCGAAAGUAUAACUCCAAACCAGUUUGGCCCACGACUUUUAGGAUUUAGCGGUCAGUUCCUUCGUUAUCUCACUUCAUUGGUUCUGCUUUGCUGUCGGGAUGGCCGCAGAGGACUGGAGGACUUUGUUCACUCCACUGUGAGCCGAUUGAUCCCCAGCAAUGCUACACCCGUACCGAUAUCAGUGCAGCACGGGCGCAACUCUAUGUCUACAUACUUCCUAUCCAUGCAAAUUGACACGGCGGCCGUAGAGAGGUACGUGCAGCGCCUACCGACUGCCCCAGACUCAACUGCUUCGAUUCCGGCUGAGAGUCAGACAGCAACUCCACGCACUGCCGCCAGCGAAGAGGCGAUGGAGUGCGAUGAGGAGUUUGUCCUGGCUGCCGAGGAACUGCCCACACAGCAGGCGGCACCUCCCAUCAAAGAGGAAGAGGAGGGAGCCACUGUGCUGCCUCCCCUGGAGACUGAAGCCAAUGCCACUUGCAAUGUGGUUGUUGGAGCAGAAGAAUGGCACACAGGACUGGAAACGGAUUGGGUGCCUGUUAUAAGCCGCGACAUUCAACGCCAGCGCCGUCAGACUGAGCAGCCGCCAUUCAGCGAUUCAUACCUCUCUGGCAUGUCAAGCAAGCGGCGCAAGCUGGUGAGCAACGGCAAGCCCCAAGGUGGCGUGAACCAGGUGAUUGCCAAGGCAGUGGCAAACGCGGCUACCACGAUCGGGAUACCGAAUACUGAACAACUGGCCAAGGCGGCUGGCUCGGACAGCGGCGUGCAGGCCGCCUACAAGGAGGAGGUGAAGAAGUGUGUGCAGCAGCAGCUCUCCCUGAACCCAGACUUCACAGCCGAGCGUUACCCCAACGCUAACAAGUAUUUCAAGCCGACAAAGCAGUAAACCUGCCUCUUCCUCACUUCGAUUUUUUUUUUCAACAACAGCUGUCCAGUCAGUUUAAUUGUUUUGUACACUACACUGCUCUUUGCGUAUACAUAACUUAAGCUAGGGUUGAAUGCACACACAUGCAGAUUAUAUCAUAUUAAACACGCGAUUCAGUUCCAUUCUUUUUAAUCUCUGCGCAAGUUUUGUUGACUAAUUUCGUUGGGAGGUUGUAUCGAUGAAAAGGGUUUCAAUCAAGUUUGUAAUUUCAUUUUAUCCGAGUUUUUGGUCAGUCGGAUUUUUUUAUUUUUUCCGACAGCGUGACAAUUUGAGCACAGUUCAUUUAAGAGGGUGCUGAUCGAAAUGAUGUCGGAGCACAAUACAAUAGCGAUCUAUUUAUACCGCUAAACCAGAAAGCAGAUUUACACGAGGUAGUGUGCUUCGCCAAAGUUUGUGUUGGUUUCCGAUGUCGUGUUGGCAUAUCAAAGUAAACUGCCUGUACGUUGGUCAAUGGGGUGUCCUGAUGGUCAUUGGAGAACACGGCCGAAAUUUAAUCAAUUUUCAUUGGACUUCUACGUUAAUGUGUAACUUGAUUGAUGUGCAUCUAAUCUGUAAAAUACAUUCGUAUUCAUAAUAAAUAAUCACUAGAUAAGACAAA